UCCCUGACAGCCGAAGUCCACCAGCCUCCGUUUCAGGAGAAUAUGCAAGUGUUACUGAGGUUUGUUUGUUUCAUAGCUCUGCUGAUUUCUUCUCUGGAGGCUGAUACAUGUGAGGAACGUGACGAAAAAGUAGUUUUAGUUUCAUCUGCAUAUGAAAUUGAUGUUCGUUCGUGUCCUCUUAACCCAAGUGAAAGCAAAGGCACAAUAAUUUGGUAUAAACAUGACACCAAGACUCCUGUAUCUAUGGAAAGAGACUCCAGGAUUCAUCAGCACAAAGAUAAACUUUGGUUUGUUCCUGCUAAGAUGGAGGAUUCUGGACAUUACUUUUGUGAAGUAAGAAAUUCAACUCACUGCCUCAAAGUUAAAAUAACUGCAGAGUUUGUAGCGCAUGAGCCUGACUUGUGCUACAGUGCCCAAGCUAUAUUUACACAGAAACUACCCCUUGCAGAAGAUGGGCAACUUGUGUGUCCUUACUUGGAAGUUUUUAGAGAUGAAAACAAUGAGUUACCCGAAAUACAGUGGUAUAAGGACUGCAAACCUCUACUGCUUGACAAUAUAAACUUUAUUGGACAAACAGAUAAACUCAUCGUGGUGAACGUGACUGAAGCGCAUAAAGGGAACUAUACUUGUCAUAUAUCCUACACACACUUGGGAAAGCAGUAUCAUAUUACCCGGGUGAUAGGACUUAUUACUCUAGAGGAUAACAGGCCCACGAGUCCUGUGAUCGUGAGUCCAGUUAAUGAGACGAUAGAAGUGGACUUGGGAUCCCGGGUACAACUGAUCUGCAAUGUCACUGGCCAGUUGAGUGACUUUGUCUACUGGAAGUGGAAUGGCUCAUUAAUUGAUGACGAAGAUCCAGUGUUGGUGGAAGAGUAUAAAGGAGUGCAAAAUCCUGCACCCAGAAGAGGGAAUACAAUCAUCACAGUGCUUAAUAUUACAGAAGUGGAAAGUAGAUUUUAUCUAUAUCCAUUUACCUGUUUAGCCAGGAAUUCAUAUGGUAUAAAUGCAGCAUAUGUCCAAUUAAGGCAUCCAGUCCCUGAUUUCCAGAAGCACAUGAUUGGUAUAUUUGUCCUGUUAACAAUAGUCAUUACAUUCUCUGUUUUCAUCUAUAAAAUCUUCAAGGUUGACCUAGUGCUUUGGUACAGAGAUUCUUGCUAUGAUUUUCGCCCCCCAAAAGCUUCAGAUGGAAAGACCUAUGAUGCAUACAUACUAUAUCCAAAGACCCUUGGGGAAGGGUCCAGCUCUAACUCAGAUAUUUUUGUGUUUAAAGUCUUGCCUGAGGUCUUGGAAAAACAGUGUGGCUAUAAGCUGUUCAUUUAUGGAAGAGAUGACUAUGUUGGGGAAGACAUUGUUGAGGUCGCUAAUGAAAACAUAAAGAAAAGCAGGAGACUGAUUAUCAUUUUGGUCCGAGAAACAUCAGGAUUGAGCUGGCUGGGGAGCUCAUCUGAAGAGCAAAUAGCCAUGUACAAUGCUCUCAUUCGGGAUGGAAUUAAAGUUGUCCUGCUUGAGCUAGAGAAAAUCCAAGACUAUGAGAAAAUGCCAGAAUCCAUUAAAUUCAUUAAGCAGAAACAUGGGGCCAUACGCUGGUCGGGGGACUUUAGAGAGGGAUCGCAGUCUGCAAAGACAAGGUUCUGGAAAAACGUUAGGUACCAGAUGCCAGUCCAGCGGCAGCUGCGUUCAUCCAAGCGCCAGUUACUGUCCCCAGCCACUCGGCCAGACUCUAAGGAGAAACUGCAAGGGGAGGUCCACGUGCCUCUAGGCUAGCAGGGAGACGCUCAGCCAAGAGUUCCUUGGGUGGCUCCUGUCUUAUGGCGUUGCAGGCUGGGCUGUGCCUCCACUGACUUGUACAGUCAUAAAAUGCACCUGUAUAGUCCCUUAUUCCCAAGGUCACCUGGAAUCAGAUUGUUAAGGGAGCAGGAUGUGGUGACAAUAGCAGGCCAGGGCAAUUCAGAACAGAGGGCUUGGGAAGUCCUUUAAAAAGGCAAAUGCCCUGUCUGAAGGUUUGAACUUGCUGGGAAAAGACACUGGGACAACAAAUGAGAGGAAAGAACAUGCAGGAAAUACUCACCAUCUCUAGACGGUUUUUUGACGUUGUCUACAGGUGGAGGGCGGGGCUGUGGCCCAGUCUGGGGACUGCAGGCUGACUGGCCCUCGAGUUGCUCUCCUGGGCAGAGGUGCUGGUGAAGUGAGACUGACACUUCAGGAAAGCAGAAAUAUCCUUGGAGAACUUUCCAUUUGCCUUGCAUUUUCCAUACAUAUCAACAGCUAGCAGUCAGUUUCCAAAGACUGAAUUUCAUUUUACAGAUCUUUAAAACUGUCAUUUCAAUGAACAAAGGGAUUCUCUAGGAUUCCAAGGUUUUGAAAUAACCUUAGCUUUCCACUGGAGAGAGAAUUUCAAAAGCACGAGUAGCAGAGAACUGAUCCCCUCCUAAUGCUUUGCCCCCUGGAGUGACCAUUCUGUUCUACCUUAUUCUUCUGCAUUUUACUAGACUCAU
Molecule: messenger RNA, 2495 nt
Organism: Ceratotherium simum simum (southern white rhinoceros)
Lineage: Eukaryota; Metazoa; Chordata; Mammalia; Perissodactyla; Rhinocerotidae
Source: RefSeq, a predicted model, not a curated record